This is a messenger RNA of Hyaloperonospora brassicae, 6897 nucleotides long. The record is from the annotation of a GenBank genome assembly. Lineage: Eukaryota; Oomycota; Peronosporomycetes; Peronosporales; Peronosporaceae.
AUGCGUGUUGCAGCCGCUGCAUUGGCCACCAAGCGAGACGAAACGCUCGGCGGGACCGCCGCGCAGACGAGCGCUGUGAAGCGCGAGACGCAGGCGCUGGAGCCCGAGGCCAGUCCGGACGCGAACGCAGACAGUGCGAGCGGUGGGCCGUCGAUGAAGAUGGAGGACGAUGCGCUGACGAAGAGCCGGGACGACGGCAAACGGCGUCAACGACGCACGAGCAUGAAGAAGGUGAAGUACGUGCAAGAGGACGGCAUGUCGGAGGAGGAAGAGGUGCUGCUGGCGGACAAGAAGAAGCGGGCGCAGCAACUGGACUACCAGCUGAGAGCAGACGUCGGCUACCCGCGAUUGGACCAAAUUGUUGGUCGACGCAUGAACGAGUCGACGGGACUCGUGGAAUACUUGUGCAAGUUCCUCGGUCGGUCCUAUUUGCACCUGUAUUGGCUCACUUUUGAUGAAGUGGAUCUUUUUAUUCCAGAAGGGUACCAAAAGUUUCAUCGCGUGCAUGUGUACGACCGAAAGCUGAGACGCGAGGGGUACCAACCGCUAGACGAAGUUGAUGAUUUGGAGGCAAACAAACUGACAGUCGAAAAGAUUUUGAAUCACAAGGUGGACCCGGCCAGCCACUUAGACGAGCAGAUUGAAAAGCGCCGACAGCAGCUGCUGUACGAGCCAAGGUUUCCUCGUAUGACGGACUAUUUCUUGAUGGAUAAGACUGACGCAAUUCCUGAGCGCAUGCUGGGCAUUGUGACGAAGCUGAUGAAAGAACCGGGUGGCGAUAUUUUUGAGCACCCCGUUGAUGUCGAAGAGGUCCCCGACUAUCUCAACGUUAUCACGAAUCCUAUCGACCUGGGAACGAUAUUUACGCGAAUCGGUCGCGAAAGUUACUACGUUGGCUCAUCCGCUGUGUCGUUGUUUGCCUCAGACGUGCGACUGGUGUUCCACAACUGCAAAACGUACAAUGCUGAAGGAUCCGUCAUCUGGCAUACUGCCGACGAGCUUCUGCGCUGCUUUGAAAAGUGGUUGUACGAGUGGAUUCUUUGUCCAACGGCUUGGCUGAAGCUCCCGUCCACAGGAAACACGAAAGAGGAGCUAAACCUUUACAAAGAGUUUCGUGCGGAAGCCGAAAGCUUAUAUGACGUAUGGGCGCCUUGGCAGGUUGGCUGUUGCGUGUGUGGGAGCAACGGUCAUAGCGAGGAGCUCUUGCUGUGCGAUCGGUGCGAUGGUGAGGUUCACAUGCGCUGUGCUACCCCGGCCAUCUCGGACUUACCGGAUGGUGAGUGGUUCUGCGGGUAUUGUCGAACGCAUACAAAGUUUAGUGAGAAUAUGGACGAGACAAGGCAGAAAUGUGCUGAUGACAAGACCGUUGGGACAGGGGCCUCUACUGAAACACUUGAUGGUGCUGUUCUUCCGACAUUGGGUGCAACCACAGCUUUUUCAUCCAACAUGAAACCAGCCACCUCAGUAGUGCAGACGCCGAGGAUUCUCAUGAAACGCGCAGACGGCGAAGGCAAAGUAAACAAGAAGACAUCGAAACGCGGUCUCAAAGGUAGCAAUGCGACAAAGAGCUUGGCGCCUAUCAGUGUAAAAGAUCGUGCUGCCACGUUUUUCUUGGUCAAGUGGGUUGGCAUGUCAGUGCGCUUUUCGACUUGGGAACGCCCUGAAGAUAUUGGCGACGAUGAACAGAUCCACAGGUACUUCAAGUUUAGUCGUGUGCCUAGUGCAAAGGAGAUAGGUGAAACUACGUGUCAGUUGCCGUGCUGUGCCAAGAGACAUCAGUAUGCGCUGGCAACCAGCACGAAUGGGGCGAAAUGCUGUGUGAAAGAUCGCUUUUGUACUCUGGGAUUUAGCCACGGAGGGGAUUGUAGCCGUAGUAUCAAAGCUUUGGGAGGAGCCUACGGCAGCAGCGCCUAUCGACGUUUACACAUGGCGGAGCAAGUGAAGGCGCAGUUGUUUGCUUUCCAUUGCUUGCUGAACAACCACACACCCGACAGAGACGUGCUCAAACAGUGUGGCGCUUGCACGAACGCAUACGUCACCACAAAACAGCACCUGACACGGGUGGUCGUUAAAGAGGACGAUGAUGAAGACUACUCAGAUGGAGAUGGAGCUUCAUCUGAUGAUGAUGCCGACUUCGACGCCGAGCAUGAUUAUUUGAACCGGACUGCUCUUUAUCCGGGGAUACUGACCUUUGAGAGUGAGGGCGACGAUGACGAUGACGAGAGUAGAAGUCACAAAAAGAAAACCGGGGAAGAAGUCGGGGAGGUACUUAGCUCUCUGAUUGAGCACGUUGCGCUUGGAUACCCGACCGACCUCGAAGCUGUCAGUGCCGAAUGUCGGUUCGACUCGACAUACCCCGCGACAGCUUUCAAUGACCUUUUGGCUUUUUCGGAGUUUUGUGUCAUGCUAGGCCGAUCCCCUUUCGGUCUAGGUAUGCGUCUUGGAAUCAGCAGUACUAGUAGCGUAUCAGUUUUAGGAUUCCAGAUGCUGGCAAAUGGCAUGAUGGGCCCUGCGCAGGCAUCUGGAGCUAUUUCGAUCGGUGAUGUGCUAGUCGCUGUGAACAAGGUAUCGGUGGCCGGUCUUUCGUUUCAAGACGUUGUUGGGUUGAUCGGUGCGUCUCCCAACCAAAUUCUCUUCCACUUCCAUUCACCAAGACCUGCGUUCAUGUACCCUCCAUACUGCCAAGCAAAGCAAGUUACGAAGAUACGCUUGGAAACGAUUCCAGUCGAUGCGGCCCCAGACGACUCGAAUUUUGCAGACUUUAGCUACAACAAGUACAAACGGAUGCUCAAAGUUGGAGUAGCAGACUCGAGUGUGGCAGCAUCAGCUUCGGCGCAGACGUCGCUGCAGCAUUCCAACUACAUCGCGCCGACCGGUCCCAUGCAACAUUUGUAUGCAGGGGUCGUGGACAACAGUAUUGAUCCGCACGAGCAUUUUGCGAGCUUUCUUCCAGAACGAGGCAGUUCAUCGAACGGACGACCGAACGACAGGCUUGGCGCUGCAACUAAGCAUGGAGACGCGAAUGAAUUCGUGCCGUAUGAACAGUCGCCGACGUACAAAGGCGGUCGCACACUGCGUACUUACCAAGUGGAAGGUCUCAACUGGAUGGUAUCGUGCAUCAAAGCCCAGCGAUCGUGCAUACUGGCUGAUGAAAUGGGGCUGGGAAAGACAGUGCAAAUUGUGUCGCUGAUCGAGCACAUGAAGUCAGAGGAGUCUAUUCGUGGACCGUUUCUGAUUGUCGUACCGCUUUCUACGAUACAGCACUGGCGUCGCGAAAUCGAAAGCUGGACGGAUCUCAAUGUUUGCGUUUAUCACGACAUUGGAGACCGUACAACCAAGUUUACUGCAAAAGAUAUGCGUACGGUCAUUCGGGAUCAAGAAUGGUACUACCCGGGUUUGGGAAAUUCGAUUUUUAAGUUUCACAUCUUGCUGACUACGUUUGAGACCAUUCUAGCUGACUUCGAAGAGUUCGAGCACAUUCACUGGCGAUUAGUUGUGGUGGAUGAGGCACACCGACUGAAGGGUGCCGGGUCACGCGUGCUGAAGAUGAUGCGCGUGCUCCACGUGGACCGGAAGGUAUUGCUGACGGGAACACCAUUGCAGAACAAUACGCAAGAGCUCUGGGUGUUGUUGAAUUACCUAGAACCAGUAAAGUUUGCGAGUUUGGACGAGUUUAACAAGCACUUUGGAAAGUUGCAUUCUCAGGAGCAGGUUGUACGACUUCAGCAGCUGCUGUCGCCGUACAUAUUGCGCAGAGUGAAGGAAGAUGUGGAAAAAAGCAUUCCGCCAAAGGAAGAAACGAUCAUCUCUGUCGAAUUGACGACGCUGCAAAAGCAGUACUAUCGAGCCAUCUACGACAAAAAUAAAAGCUUCCUGUACCGAGGUACGAAGAACGGUUUACCAACGCUGAACAACAUUCAGCUGCAGCUGCGAAAGUGCUGCAACCACCCUUUCCUCAUCAAAGGUGUUGAAGAGAGGGAGCUGGACGAACUCGGCAGCAAUCCGACCCCGGCCCAAGUGAUAGAAAAGACGAUUGAAUGUUCUGGUAAAAUGAUGCUUGUGUCCAAAUUGAUUCCGAAGCUAAAGCGGGAUGGGCACAAGAUCUUGAUAUUCAGCCAGUUUCUGAAGCAGCUAGACUUACUCGAGCGCUAUUGCGAUGCCAAUGCUUUUGUGUAUGAACGUUUGGACGGCUCGACUGGUGGAAGCAUGCGUCAGAGUGCGAUCGACCGUUUUUCUCGACCACACUCGAAGUCUUUUGUGUUUUUGCUUAGCACGAAGGCUGGCGGUGUGGGCAUUAACCUUAUUGCAGCCGACACAGUCAUUAUUUUUGACAGCGAUUGGAAUCCGAUGAACGAUUUGCAAGCCCAGUCACGCUGCCACCGUAUCGGCCAAAAGAAGAGUGUGCAGAUUUACCGCUUGGUCACACGGAACACGUAUGAAAGCGAAAUGUUCGACCGUGCGUCACGAAAGCUUGGUCUUGAGCACGCCGUGCUGGGUACAGCUUCGUUCAACGAGAACUCGCAGAUUACGAAGCCAUCUGCGGAGCAACUCGUAGAGCUGCUAAAGCGCGGGGCGUAUGCGCUGAUGAAAGACGACGAUACGGCAUCCAAGGAAUUCGCUGAGCGAGAUAUUGAGACCAUCUUGAAGGAAAACGCUCGUGUUCUUGUUGUAGGGGGCAGUUCCAACCCGCACGCUAGCAAGGGUACAGAGGAUAAUGCGGGUGGUCUGACAACGCCGAUGCAUAAAAAGUCACCAACGAACUCCCACAAACGCAAGUCGCUCGGUGGGAUGGCGGUAGACCGUUCGUCCUUUGUUGCCGAGGGAUCGACAGGUGAGUUGUCCGUGGACGAUCCGAACUUCUGGGAGAAGGUGCUUCCAGGGGCUGUCUCGGUAGAAAUGCUGAGUUUGAAGCUCGAAGAUGGCAGCGCGAUGAGCUCGCGGCAGUCGAAGAUCAAGUUUAUCAGCAAUUUAGAUAUUGCCUUGUCUAGCUUGGUUGCCGAGAUGAGUUCAAACAACAAUCCCGACGAUGGCCGCGUUGGUGGUCGAGAUAUCCAACACGAAUAUGACAUCGCCAUCCAAGUACUGAGUACCGUGAGCUCAAAGUAUCAUGAUGAGUUUUCCAACGAACAGAUUGAUCUCGUGAAGGAGUACUUGACACAGCUCGAAAAGUCGCGCGUCCGAAGCUGCCGCCUAGCACCGUCCCGGUCAAACAUGUACCAAGACGAGGAGUUUGAUACCCCAAAGAAGAAAAAAAGGCGUAGGAGAAGCACUCCAGCAGGCAACAGGAUAGCAAGCAGCGAGGACGAGGCGUACGAUGGUACUCCCGUGAAGAAGAGAGGCAGCAAGCAUCGGCCUCCAAAACAUGUGGGAGCCGUGCGCACAAAGCCUCCAGCAGCCCUUCCCCAAGUCGGCGUUCUUAACGACAGUGACGAUUUGUGCACUCUCUGUGGCGACGGUGGUUUGAUUUUGCUUUGUGACGGCCCAUGCCAUCGCUCGUUUCAUCUGGAGUGUGUGGGCAUGGACAAUGAGCCGAAGGACGAGCAGUGGUUGUGCCCAGAUUGUGCCGAGGGACGUCAUAUGUGCUUGAUUUGCAAGCAGGUGGGCGAAAUGGGCGCUGAGUUUGGAGUCACGCAAUGUUCGGUAGCUAAGUGCGGCAGGUUUUACCACAAGGGCUGCCUCGCUAAGAAUUCGCGCGUCGAGUGGGUGGGUAAGAAGCGAUUCCGUUGUCCAAGUCAUUUCUGCCAUACCUGCUUGCAGAGUAGUAGUCGAACGACUGCUACUACAAAACGCAAGAAGAAAGACAAGACCCAGAGCAGUGUUGUGAGCUGUAUUCAUUGCUCGCAAGCCUUCCACCCAGAGUGCAUUACGUCUUCAGACAAGUUUAUUCGGCUGUCUACGAACCUCAUGAUUUGCGCCAAUCAUUUGGACGGGAAACAGGCGCCAGCUCCUGCGGGUCCAUCAACUGGACCGAAAGCGGCGAACCGCCGUGUCGCUGGUACAGCACUGACUGCUGCGACAGCACAGCAACGAGUGCAAGUUCCAGAGCAGCCUGCUUCUUUGGACAAACAUGAGGCAGAAGAAGGAGGGAGAACGUCAGAUGGCAAGCGCAAACGCGCAUUGUCCUCCUCGAACGGAGUCAGCUCGAGCGCAUCGAAGAGAAAAAGAUCGGCGUCUUUGGAUAAAUCCGUCGCGAAAUCGACUAAAGCCAAGGUAUGUGGGUUGUGCCACCGCGGAAAUGUCGUGGGAGGUGGUGAUGCGCAAGGAUUGCCACCGCGACCUCACGACAAAGGAGCGCGCAAUGGCACCGCACGUGCAAGCGCAGGCUCAGCUGGGCCUGCUACUACAGGCACAGCCCUUGAGGGGCCUUUCAUUGAAGCUCCAGUUCGUUUCAAACACGCCGACAAGUCGACCGAGACUGUGUACGUGCACUUGAACUGCGCCAUGCACUCGCCAGAGGUGUACGUCAAGGCCGACGGUCUCAUAAUGAAUUUGCCCAAGGCAAUCAAGCGCGGACGGCAGCUCAAGUGUACUGGUUGCCAUCGCUUUGGUGCCACAGUGGGCUGCAUUGUCGCCAAGUGUCGACACAACUACCAUUUGCGCUGUGCUGUGGAAAGUGGCGGGGAGAUUGACAGCUCCACCACCGAGGGCGCGGCGCUCACGUUAAUGUGCUCCUCGUGCAGCACGAAGUUCCACCCAAAGUGCAUCAACAUGUCGGCUCGCCACGCGGCUCGAAAGGCAAAGACGUGGCGCAAGAAGCUGAAGAAGGAUCGCGUGGGCGUGCCGCGGAAUAAGUCGCGACCGCCGAGGAUGACGAUGCCAAGCAAUAGACCUCACGGGACGUCGCCUCCUAAGGAGGAGACUGACUUGGAUAGCGGCGUGAUCACCACAGACGAGUAG